Nylanderia fulva is the source of this 668-nucleotide messenger RNA. Lineage: Eukaryota; Metazoa; Arthropoda; Insecta; Hymenoptera; Formicidae. The record is from RefSeq and is a predicted model, not a curated record.
UAGUUUAUAAACCGACAUAUAAUACUGAAGAAGACCCAAUUGAUAUUUCCUUCAUGAAUGAGUUAUCACCAGGAAAUUACAUUUUAAAUAUAGAAUGUUUUGGUAUUGCUGAUAAAGGCUUUAGAAUUUUCGACGCGAUAGAAGCUGGAACUGUUUGGGUAGGUGCUCCGCAUUUCCAGAUAAUAGGCGGUCGACAAGCGUUUCCAUGUUGGCAUUCAAAUAAUUUAUCGUUAGAAGCAACUUUUAACAUUUCUUUGGGAUGUUAUAACUGCACUACUUUGUCAAACAUGCCAUUGCAAAAUACGGAAAAAGAUGAGGACAAUAUGUUAUGGACAAACUACAAUACCACAACUGUAAUGUUGACUCAUCACGCAACAAUGGUUGUGUCUAAUUACCUACACCCUUUUGGUAUCAAAACUGAAAACAUUAAAAUGUGGUGCAAAGUAGAAACUAAAUAUCACAUGCAAUUUGCAAAAUAUGUAGCUGAAAAUAUCGCGUUGUUUUUUCAAAAUAAAUGCAUACGUUCGGACAAUAUUUGGAACGUGAAUCAUGUUGCAAUUCCAAAUUUCCAUGACAAAGGCAUAACAGUUUUCGGAUUUGUUUUUUAUAGGGAAACAGAUAUCAUCUAUAAUGAAAAAUUAUGUCCUAUUGCUAACAAAAUCGAGUAG